Molecule: messenger RNA, 657 nt
Organism: Salvia miltiorrhiza (redroot sage)
Lineage: Eukaryota; Viridiplantae; Streptophyta; Magnoliopsida; Lamiales; Lamiaceae
Product: non-specific lipid-transfer protein 2-like
Exons: 2
Coding region: 100-444 (114 amino acids)
Biological process (GO): lipid transport
Cellular component (GO): membrane
Molecular function (GO): lipid binding
Source: RefSeq, a predicted model, not a curated record
ACCGCACCGUCAUGCACAAAACACAUCACACUCUCAACUCUCAAUCUCAAACUCGAAUUCCAAAUCGAUAGUAAUUCAACAAGUUCCAUAGCUAGCGAUAUGAAGUUGAUCGGCGCAUUGCUCAUCGCCGCCGCAUUGAUCGCGGCCGUUGCUCCCCCGAGCGAGGCCGCGAUAGGAUGCGGCGCGGUGGUUUCAUACCUUAACCCAUGCCUCCCCUACGUGACAAACAAGGGUCCCUUAGGGGGGUGCUGCGGCGGCAUCAAGGGUCUCUACGGCGCUGCCAAGACGACGCCGGACAGGCAGAGCGUCUGCAACUGCCUCAAAACCCUCGCCAGUUCGUAUAAGGGCGUCAACCUCGGCAAGGCCGCCGGCCUCCCCGGACAAUGCGGCGUCAGCAUUCCCUACAAGAUCAGCCCUUCCACCGACUGCUCCAAGGUGAAGUGAGGUUUGAUCAUGUGAUGCAGAUUAAUGAGCCGUAUUCCGACAACCUACGUAGAAUUACUAUGAAUAAAACAAGGCUCACUUUACUUAUCUAUUGGAUUGGAUAUGAUGAGCCAAUUUUUAGUGUUUUGUUAUGAAUAUUGAGGGUGACUUCUCUUUAUGUCUUUUGCUAUGCAAUUGUCGUACGUUGUAUUAAAAGAUUGCCUUUCUUAUUUA